CGUCAGCAUCCCUGCUUCAGUUCAGGAGUUUUCUCUUAGUUUUUGCUAUCAUGUUUAGAGCCAGAAUUCAAAGACUGUUCAGUUUAAACUACUGGACUACUGGCCUCUAACUCAGUUCAAGGCAUUUAUAUUUAUGUUAUUUUUGUCUGCUUUUUAUAUUAAGGAAGUGAAAAAAAGCAAUCUCCGUCUCCCAAAAAGACGAGAUGUGAAAUGGAGAAGUAUCUGACACCCCAGCUUCCUCCAGUUCCGAUAAUUCCAGAGCAUAAGAAGUACAGACGCGACAGUGCCUCAGUGGUAGACCAGUUUUUCACCGACAGCGAGGGGCUGCCCUACAGCAUCAACAUGAACGUCUUCCUGCCUGACAUCACCCACCUGAGAACUGGCCUCUACAAAUCCCAGAGACCGUGCGUAACACACAUCAAGACAGAACCUGUUACCAUUUUCAGCCACCAGAGUGAAACGACCGCCCCUCCUCCUCCUCCUCCUCCUCCUCCUCCUCCUCCGGCCCCGACCCAGGCCCUCCCCGAGUUCACCAGUAUAUUCAGCUCACACCAGACCGCAGCACCAGAGGUGAACAACAUUUUCAUCAAACAAGAACUUCCUACACCAGAUCUUCACCUGUCUGUCCCUCCCCAGCAGGGCCACCUGUACCAGCUACUGAACACACCGGAUCUAGACAUGCCCACCUCUGCAAGCCAGACGCCGGUCAUGGACACCCUUAACGUCUCCAUGUCGGCCGCCAUGGCGGGCCUUAACACACACACCGCCGCCGUCCCGCAGACCGCGGUGAAGCCCUUCCAGGGCCUGCCCCCCUGCACAUACACGAUGCCAAGUCAGUUUCUCCCCCAGCAGCAGGCCACUUACUUUCCCCCAUCACCACCCAGCUCAGAGCCUGGAAGUCCCGAUAGACAAGCAGAGAUGCUCCAGAACCUAACCCCACCUCCAUCCUACGCUGCUACAAUUGCUUCUAAGCUGGCCAUCCACAAUCCCAAUUUACCUGCCACCCUGCCAGUGAACUCACCCAGCAUCCAGCCUGUCAGAUACAACAGGAGGAGUAACCCGGAUUUGGAGAAACGCCGCAUCCACUACUGCGAUUAUCCUGGUUGCACAAAAGUUUAUACAAAGUCUUCUCAUUUAAAAGCUCACCUGAGGACUCAUACUGGAGAGAAGCCCUACAAGUGCACGUGGGAAGGCUGCGACUGGCGCUUCGCGCGCUCGGACGAGCUCACGCGCCACUACCGCAAGCACACGGGCGCCAAGCCCUUCCAGUGCGCCGUGUGCAACCGCAGCUUCUCGCGCUCCGACCACCUGGCGCUGCACAUGAAGAGGCACCAGAACUGAGCGCCGCCGCCGCCCGCCGCUCCCUCCUGGAGAAGACGCAAGAACUGGAAAUGUAUAUUUUGUAUAUGUGAGAAAACAGGGAAUACAUUGUAUCCAUACCAAAGUGUCUGGUCCUUUUAAGAAUCUGGAAUGCUUGCUGUCGUGUCGUGGUUUCCCUCCACCCAGCAGGUGUCAUCGUGCCGCGGCCGCAUCGGCACGCGGGAGCCGGGGACCGGAGGGCGCCGGGAGCCGCGAGGGUUAGCGCCGGCGGCUUUGCCUUGCCGUGGCAGAGGUUUUGUGAAAGGAGGUAAUACAGUUCCUUAGGUACCCAGCGUACCCGGCAAUUCUCAAAUAGCCAUUGAACAAACGUGUUUUUUCUUUUUUAAAUAUAUAUGAGUUGCCUAUAUUUGCUAAUUGAAAUUUUGUAAAUAUGCAAAUCAGCUUUAUAGGUUUAUUAGAAGAUUUUAAGGAUUCUUUUGGACGGGGGUGGGGGGAAUCAUACUGCUUUUGAGAAUAACCAUGACUACAUUUACAGUUAGGAUUUGUGGUGAGAUACCUCUCAACAUUACCAAAUUCAUUUCUUUUAGGGGGGAGGAAUAAUCACUCAAAUGAACUUUAAAAGGCAAAUUUCAUGCACUGAUUAAAAUAGGAUUAUUUUAAAUACAAGAGUUUUAUAUGAAUUGUAAACUGAAGAGCUUAAAAAAUGGUUACACUAUACAAAAGCGAAACCUCUUAAAAUAAGCUACACGGUAUCAUUUGUGUAAGGAAGGACUUAGGUAGUUUCACAUAUGACAAUGCUGAACUUACGCAGUUUUCGUAGCCUGAGAUGUUCACUUCUGCAGUACUGCUGGUUAAAUGACCGCUUAUGCGGAUUUUGCAUGUAAAAUACAGCGAGACACAGUAAUUUGACCUAAAUUACAGUGCAGUGCAGUUAAACUAGUGUUAAUACGGACUCAGUGUCUGCUCUAAGUAUCGAUGGUGUGUGGGAACCCGAGGGGGCGAGAGCUCCAUAUAUGCAAUAGAAACUAGCGAAGUGAUGCUGACGCUGUUAACCAAAGGGCAGGGUAAUAAGCAAAAUGCCAAACAGGGGUCUUAAUUGAAAUGAAAAUUUAAUUUUGUUUUUAAAAUAUUGUUUAUCUUUAUUUAUUUUGUGGUAAUAUAGCAAGUUUUUUUUUUUUUAGAAAACAAUUUUCAUAACUUGAUAAAUUAUAGUUUCGUUUGUUAGAAAAGUUGCUCUAAAAUGUGUAAAUAGGUGACAAAUGGUGUAAAUAAUUUUGUAAGAGGCUUAAAAUGUUUAUACGUGGAAACAUACCUACAUAAAAAGCAUAAAUUGGUUGCUGUUUUGCUUCUUUUUCCCUCUUAUUUUUGUAUUGUGGUCAUUUCCUAUGCAAAUAAUGGAGCAAACAGCUGUAUAGUUGUAGAAUUUUUUGAGAGAAUGAGAUGUUUAUAUAUUAAUGACAAUUUUUUUUGGAAAAUAAAAAGUGCCUAAAAGAG
Molecule: messenger RNA, 2814 nt
Organism: Chinchilla lanigera (long-tailed chinchilla)
Lineage: Eukaryota; Metazoa; Chordata; Mammalia; Rodentia; Chinchillidae
Gene: Klf5
Product: Kruppel-like factor 5 (intestinal)
Exons: 4
Coding region: 211-1341 (376 amino acids)
Biological process (GO): regulation of transcription by RNA polymerase II
Molecular function (GO): RNA polymerase II cis-regulatory region sequence-specific DNA binding; DNA-binding transcription factor activity, RNA polymerase II-specific
Source: RefSeq, a predicted model, not a curated record